This is a messenger RNA of Spizellomyces punctatus DAOM BR117, 1915 nucleotides long. RefSeq names its product T-complex protein 1 subunit alpha. Gene Ontology annotation, molecular function: ATP-dependent protein folding chaperone; ATP hydrolysis activity; ATP binding. Bases 146 to 1804 code for a protein of 552 amino acids. Gene Ontology annotation, biological process: protein folding. The record is from RefSeq and is a predicted model, not a curated record. The transcript has 11 exons. Gene Ontology annotation, cellular component: chaperonin-containing T-complex. NCBI's taxonomy places the organism in Eukaryota, Fungi, Chytridiomycota, Chytridiomycetes, Spizellomycetales, Spizellomycetaceae.
AAGAUCAAGAAACGCAUUGCAAAACGCACCAACCCUCCCUUCACGCGAGAUCACCGAUUCGCCUUUUCGAUUUUUUCUCCCUUGUCUUUGGUUGUUUUUGAAGCAGAAUUAUUGUUGGCUUUCCCUGUAACUGCGUAAUUGGAACAUGUCUAGCAAUAGGUCCAACCCUCUUCCUAUCGGAGGUCAAAGAACAUCUGGAGCCGAUGUGAGGCAGCAGAAUGUGUUGUCAGCGCUGGCUAUCGCGAAUAUCGUCAAGAGUUCUUUGGGACCUGUUGGUUUGGAUAAAAUGCUUGUGGAUGAUAUUGGGGAUGUCACAAUUUCCAACGACGGAGCAACCAUUCUCCGACUCCUCGAGGUCGAACACCCGGCUGCGCGCGUCCUUGUUGAACUCGCUCAGCAGCAAGACAAGGAAGUCGGCGACGGUACGACUUCAGUUGUCAUCAUCGCAGCAGAGCUCUUGCGACGGGCCAACGAGCUCGUAAAAAACAAGAUACAUCCAACAACGAUUAUCACGGGAUACCGUUUGGCGAGCAAGGAGGCUGUAAAGUUUAUUGUGGACCAGAUGACGACAAAGGUGGAGAGCUUGGGACGGGAGUGCUUGAUCAAUGUUGCCAAGACGUCAAUGUCGUCAAAGAUUAUUGGAUCGGACGAUGACUUUUUUGCAGACUUGGUUGUGGACGGUAUCACAGCCGUGAAGACAGUGAACGCGAAAGGCGAGGCUAAAUACCCCAUCAAAGCUGUUAACAUCCUCAAGGCCCACGGAAGGGGUGUCCGCGAGAGUACUCUGGUGAAGGGAUAUGCGUUGAACUGCACUGUUGCUUCCCAAGCGUUGAAGACAAGAAUCACAAACGCCAAGAUUGCCUGUCUCGAUAUCAACCUUCAAAAAGCACGCAUGCACCUCGGUGUCAACAUUGUAAUUGACGACCCAGACAAACUGGAGGACAUUCGCCGAAGGGAAAUUGAGAUUACGACCGAGCGCAUCAAGAAGAUUCUUGCCACUGGUGCCAACGUUGUAUUGACAACCAAGGGAAUUGACGAUCUUUGCUUGAAGCUGUUUGUGGAGGCUGGUGCCAUGGCGGUACGACGUUGCAAGAAGGAGGAUUUGAAGCGGAUUGCCAAGGCUACCGGAGCUACCUUGGUGUCCACUUUGGCUAACCUGGAAGGUGAAGAGACCUUUGAGGCUUCGUACCUCGGUCAAGCCGAGGAGGUGGUCCAAGAGCGCAUCUCCGAUGACGAAUGCAUUCUAGUCAAGGGAACCAAGGCCCAUUCUUCAGCCUCCAUCAUUUUGCGGGGUGCUAAUGAUUACAUGUUGGAUGAGAUGGAGCGAUCUGUACAUGAUUGCUUGUGCGCUGUCAAGCGGACCUUGGAGAGCAAUGCUGUUGUGCCCGGUGGUGGAGCUGUCGAGAGUGCUUUGUCGAUCUACUUGGAGAAUUUUGCAACAACUUUGGGAUCCCGUGAGCAGCUUGCCAUUGCGGAAUACGCCAACGCGUUGCUGGUCAUUCCGAAGACGUUGGCUGUGAAUGCGGCCAAGGAUUCGACUGAUUUGGUUGCAAAACUUCGUGCGUUCCACAAUGCCGCCCAAAACGCUGGCGGGGACAAUUCGAAAAAGGCGCUAAAAUGGUACGGAUUGGAUCUCAUCAAGGGAGUUCCUCGUGAUAAUUUGAAGGCGGGUGUACUGGAGCCUGCCAUGUCCAAGCUAAAGUCUUUGAAAGCGGCCACGGAAGCUGCUAUUGCCUUGUUGCGGAUAGAUGAUAUGAUUAAGAUUGAGCCUGAGCAGCAGGAAGGUGAUCCUCACGGGCACUAGAUUGUAUUGGGCCAAAUGGUCAAGUUGUUUUGUACGAGGGGUGUAGGUUAAUAUACGUUUGUGUGUGUUUCCGAAUGUCCGAUUCCCAAAUGAUUAUAAUUAUGCCCAAGC